AUGACAAGUAAAAAAACAAAUGAAGUGCUAAAUAUGAAUCAAAAGGAAUCUGUACUUUCUGAAGAAGAUCAAAAGUAUCACGAUUCAUUUUUAGCAUUGAUUGAAAGAAAUCAAAUCCCUUUGUCAAGAAACUUGUUGAUUUUAUUAUAUUCUUUACAUUUUUUCACCAAGAAUUCCAAUAUAAUCCAUCAGUACACUACAAAAUUCAUCAAAUUGCAAAAUGCCAUUGGAUUUGAUGAAACUACUGGUAAAAUGAUUUAUGACAUUGAUAUAAGUGAUGCCUUUAAUGUGUUUCAUUGGAUUAUUGUUAUUACUUUCUUAAGAUCAUUUUUAAUGAAAUAUUGUUUUGAACCAUUUGCUUCUAGAUUCUGUGACAUUCAUAGUAAAAAGGCUAAAACUAGAUUUGCAGAACAAAGUUGGUCUUUCACUUAUUAUACAUUUAGUUUUAUCUAUGGGGUUUAUCUCUAUUGGCAUUCUCCUUAUUUCAAUAAUUUAGAUCAAGUUUAUAUCAAUUGGCCAAAUCAUUCUAUGUUUUUUGAAUUUAAAAGUUAUUAUUUGAUAUCUAUGGGUUUUUGGUUGCAACAAAUUUUUGUUUUAAAUGUUGAAAAACCAAGAAAAGAUCAUUAUCAAAUGUUUAGUCACCAUAUUAUCACUUGUUUAUUAAUGGUUGGGUCCUACUACUAUUAUUUCUAUAGAAUUGGUCAUUUGAUUUUGAUGUUGAUGGAUAGUGUUGAUAUUGCCUUGAGUGGCGCUAAGAUGUUGAAGUAUGCUGGAUUCCCGACUGCUUGUGAUGCUAUGUUUAUUGUAUUCUUGGUCAGUUGGAUUGUUUUGAGACAUGGUCUUUAUAAUUAUAUUUACGUCCACACUUGGAACAAUGCUACUACUUUGAUGGCCUCUGGCAGAUGUGUUGAAGGCUACACACAAAAGAGAUGUUGGACCCCUGCUCUUAUUGAUUACUUUAUGGGUUUAUUAGGUGGUUUACAAAUUAUCACCUGUAUUUGGAUGUAUUUGAUUCUUAAAGUUGCUUACAAGGUCAUCACUGGUAAAGGUGCCGAAGAUGUCAGAAGUGAUGAAGACGAUACUGAUAUUGAAUCUGUCAACGAAGCCGAGGAAGCAGACUGCGAAGAUGAGGAAGAAGUGCAGAAGAAUGUUGUCGAUGAAGAUGAUGAAGAUGAUGAAAUCGAAGAAGAAGAAUUAUUUGAUGAAGAAAAGAUAAUCGAUGAUAGAGAUUCUCUCAGUUCUUCAUCAGAAACUACUCUUGAUGAAAAGAAAGAGAGAAAAGCAUAA
Molecule: messenger RNA, 1287 nt
Organism: Candida tropicalis MYA-3404
Lineage: Eukaryota; Fungi; Ascomycota; Pichiomycetes; Serinales; Debaryomycetaceae
Gene: LAC1
Product: Lac1p
Exons: 1
Coding region: 1-1287 (428 amino acids)
Biological process (GO): ceramide biosynthetic process
Cellular component (GO): membrane
Molecular function (GO): sphingosine N-acyltransferase activity
Source: RefSeq, a predicted model, not a curated record